Messenger RNA from Amborella trichopoda, 1357 nucleotides. RefSeq lists its product as uncharacterized. Gene Ontology annotation, molecular function: RNA polymerase II cis-regulatory region sequence-specific DNA binding; DNA-binding transcription factor activity, RNA polymerase II-specific; protein dimerization activity. NCBI's taxonomy places the organism in Eukaryota, Viridiplantae, Streptophyta, Magnoliopsida, Amborellales, Amborellaceae. Gene Ontology annotation, cellular component: nucleus. Gene Ontology annotation, biological process: regulation of transcription by RNA polymerase II. The record is from RefSeq and is a predicted model, not a curated record.
AGAGUUUUCCAGCAAAUUAGGUGGUGAUCGAUUGAUUUUGACGGAUUGUUGUCAGCCGUGUAUUAUCUGGAGCUCUGUUGUAGAGAGAGAAACAACCGUUUUAAGUUGUAGAGAGAGAAACAACCGGAUUUUGUUCAAUUUUGGAGAUAGAGGUGUAGGAGGAGAGAGAAAACGGCUUCUUGAAAAAGGGCAUUACCUUGAACUGAUUUUGACUUCGAGAAUGAGGAAUUCAAUUUUUGAGUCCUUCCCCACGCUUCUCCAGACUUAUGGUCCAAACGAGUUCCACGUACGAGUUACUCAGGAACUUGACCGAAUGCAUGGGCACCCAAACCCAAAUGGAUUCUUCAUUGGUUCUCACUCCUGUAGCAACAUUGAAGCUCCUGGGUUGGCCUCAGUACAGAAUAUAGCUUGGUCAAAUUCUCCAAACUCAAUAUCAGGUGGAAGCAAUUGUCCGAUAACGCCAUCAGCUAGCGGGAAUACGAGUAUUUGUAUGGGUCCCCAAAGAACAAAGGGUUUGGGCAGAGGGAAAAGGGUGGCGGAGUGUGAGAGGGAGUGGGAGUGGAAGAAAAGGAAGGGUCCAGAGGUCACUGAAUACUUCCAACAUGCGCCUGUUGCAGGGGAGCCCACCAAGUUGCAAACGCCAGCAAGGAAGAGUCAGAAGAUCGGCGAUCGGAUCACAAUAUUGCAGCAAUUAGUUUCCCCUUUUGGAAAGACAGACACAGCUUCAGUGCUUCACGAAGCUUGCAGCUACAUCAAGCACCUUCACGAACAAAUACAGGUGCUGAGCACGCCAUACCUCAAGGGCCGGCCUUCCCUUCGUGGAGGAGAUGUAACGAUGGACUUAGGAAGUAGAGGGCUUUGCCUGGUUCCCAUCUCUUCCAUUAUCAAACUCACAACAAAACCAGAGGCCUACAUCGGGACGGGAAAUCGGACAGGAGAUUAUCGAUUUUAAACGUGUUCUCAUUUAUUAUCACUAUCAUCCUUGCCAUCCACGGAAUUGGUUUUGGGUCUUUUUCUUUGUCAAAAACGUCAUAGCAUCUUUGUAUAUGAAUACAUGCGAGUGAGUAUACAAACAAUAUUAGCAGAACCCCAAACUACUGGUCGAGUUCCAUUAUUGUAAUUGUGCACAUUGCCCAUUCCAUCGCAAUUAUACUGCUGCCCCAAACAGAGCAUUAGCCUUCAUGGAUGGCUUGAGCAUUAUAUAUCUCUCAUUGUAAGAAUAUAGUGAUCGAGUAGUAUAGGUAUAAGAGAAAAUGUACCAGUUUUAAUCCAUGUGUGUUAAAUUAACCAUGCCUUGCAUGAUUUAGACUUGUGACCAUGUAAUGGACGACAAGGAAUUUCCAGAGCUUGAAUAUCA